UUAUGAUUCUACCAUGAAGCGGUCUAAACAGUUUGUAUCGUCGUGACGUAUGGAAGUUGAUUUUCUUGACAUUUUCGAAAGUUUGUCUGAAAUUUGAAAUAAUGGCAGCCCAGCGGGCGUUGCCGCAAAGCAAAGAGGCUUUAUUAAAAUCGUACACAACGAGAUUAAAAGAAGAUGUAAAAUCCAUGUUGGAAAAUUUCGAAGAGAUCAUAAAACUAGCGAAAGGAGAAAGCGAUUCCCAAUUAUCUCGGAUGACACAAUGCGAACAGGAUACAUACGAAAUGCAUGUCAGAGCCGCGAAUAUCGUUCGCGCGGGAGAAUCUCUGAUGAAGCUCGUUUCCGACAUAAAGCAAUAUCUCAUACUAAAUGACUUCCCGUCAGUAAACGAAGCCAUAGCACAGAAUAGCAAGUUGUUUAGAACGAAACAAGCCGAGUGCGAUCAAAAAUUAGCAUCCUUGCGAGACGACAUGGCUGCCGAUUUGUACGAUUUAGAAGAGGAAUAUUAUACAUCGAUAUACAAAUAACACGGACUUUAGACUUUUUUAUGAACGUGCAAUCGUGUGUUUGCCUGAAACGUGGAUUAACUGAAAUGUAAUUUAUUUGUUCAAUAAAUUGUAUAUAUAUUUAUUUAAAUAAAUAAGAAUAGUUUUGAUAGUACAUUCCUACUUCUUAAUUGGGGGCCUGCACGAGAGACACACGGAAAAAGAUAGGCUUGAUAAUAUGAUAAUAAUUCGGGCAUACUUGUUUCAUUUUAUUACUUGAAUACCUUAGUAACACACAGACGAUACAUCACACAAUACUUCUAACUGGUAAGUAUACUCAAUAAGGAAAUUGUGGAUUUAAGCUUCAGAUAAUAAUAACAAUAGUAAGAAUAAUAAGAAUAAUCAUAAGAAGAAUAAGAAUAAUAAGAAUAAUUUUAGGAUAAUACUAUUUCCUUUUUUAAUCCUUUACUUGAACGGCGGUGCCUUUCCAUACUGUACAGCGAUAAUUUACAGAAAUAAUACGGAGUUCCCUCGGCCGGAGUAGCGAGAUUACAUGGAUACACAAAUGAUCGUUAGAUACAAAAGUUUCGUUAAAAAUUCGUGACAAAAUUUGGAAUGUUUCAUUCAUUGUAAUCUCGUUUUCACUCCAGUUACGUAGUACUGUGAAAAUACAAACUGAGCGGUCGACACACGGUACUGGUUCCUUAUUAAUAUUCGGAAGCAAUAAUAUAUCAGGGAAAAAUAACAAAAAUAUCACAGUGUAAAAUGCAACGCUGUGACACAGACCCAUCAAGCAUAGAUCAAACGAUAACGUGAAAUCUGAUGAAAAGAAAAAAAGCGUUACGUUGCGAAGUACGCAAGAGCAAUUGAAAUAUUAGCAUUUACUACACAACUAAUACAACGACGGAAAUUGGUACACAAUUGUUACUUCAGCGUAUAAAUGCAUCAUUAUCGGCAAUUAUUAUCAUAUCGCACGUUUACCCUUGAAUCAAUCCGCGAUCACGCGAUUAAAUCUUAAUCGAAAGUUAAUCAUACUGCCGCAAUCACACUUCGAACAUUUACGCGAUCGAACAUAAAACAUUUUUAAUUUCUCGACGUUCGUGUUAUCACUUCAAACGUAAUACGGACAACAGAAAAGAAACAGAAAAAGUACACGAAAUAAAUCGAUCUCAAAGUAAUUUAAUUAAUUAUUGUUCCGUACGUAAACUUCACGAAACUUUGAGAUCGAUAAUAAUUUAAUAUGUACAAAAUUUGAUUCGCUUAAAAUUAAAAUUCAUAUUAUUAACAAAUC
Molecule: messenger RNA, 1773 nt
Organism: Heterotrigona itama
Lineage: Eukaryota; Metazoa; Arthropoda; Insecta; Hymenoptera; Apidae
Source: the annotation of a GenBank genome assembly